ACCUGGAAAGACUUAUUUCCACACUUUUAUCAAACACAGAAGAAAUCCAGCAUGGAUAAACUAAGCUCUCAUUUCCGCAGGAACUUAGAAAUUACCAUGCUACACAACUCCAAUAGACAGCACACGCUUCACAAAGGAUAGAGGCCUUCCUUGCGCCAACAUUCUUUUAUAAACAAAUAGUUUUACUGAUAGACUUACCAGGAGUAUGUCUCUAUGUGGGCUAAGAAUGUUUCCUCUGACUAACCAGGGUUUUUAAACGCUACACGCAUGAAGUAUAAAGGAUCUAAGUUCUGAAGAAAAAGGUUUGCAUCAUGAUCUGUUAACUUUCCUGUUCUCCUCUUUAUCAAGACUGCUCUGAGAUCCAUUCUGUGCAGAUGCAGAAAUUGCCACAUAUUUCUCUACCAACAACUGUCACAUUAUCUGCUAAUGUCCACCUACUUCUCCAAAAUUAGCCCCAAAUCAUUGCAGUGUAAGAGGAUAAAGCAGGCAUCUAAAUUUGGUUAUAUAGUGUAAAUAGAAGAUUGAGAAUCUAUAGAAAUUGGAGGAGGAAUAAGAGGCAUGGUUUUAAGUGGGACCUGAUUCUUUUUAUGCACAAGCAUUAUGGACCCAUUACAGGACAUUGGCCUAGUAUGUAACAGUAGAAUUAGCUGUUGGGAAAUGAGCUUGUUGCCUUCUGCCAUACUGAUGACUCCCCCCACCCCCAUGUGUGGACUGUUGCUGAAAUUGAUUGCUGUUUUUCCUUUGUCUCUUCACAGGGGUCUUGUUCUUUGUUUUUAAUGCUUUUUAAGGCUGAGUGGGAUAUAAGGCCUUAUGUUUGUUCUUGUUUGUUGUACACAAUGCAUGCAUGAAUGUCAAUGAAUUUGAGAAACACAAUGAAUGCAUGAAUGCCAUUGAAUUUCUGAAAAAUCAGAGAGAAAAGUCAUCUGGGUGUUAAAAGAUGGGCAACAGUAUCAAGUGCUGUAUUGCUUGUAUGCUUCCAUGUGGUGCUCUUGAUGUGGUCAGAGUUCUGCAUGCGAAUGGGCACGUGGAGGAGUAUAGCAGGCCUGUCAAGGCUGGAGAAGUUAUGAAGGAAAAUCCUAAGCAUGUUUUAGGGCUACCCAGUUACCAAGGUGUUGUUCAGAAGACUGUUGUGUUACCGCCUGAAGCAGAGCUUCAAAGAGGAAAGAUCUACUUCCUUAUUCCUGCUUAUGGUCUACAAAAACACAGAGCUCAGAAGCCCGAUUCCCAUGCUAACAAAACCUCCAAGACGCCUUCUGUCCAAAAGCUCUCUGCAAGGAAGGAUUCGGGAGAUAAAGUGCGUAGAGGUGCAUCCUCGCCCCUGGCAAACUCUCAGAAUGCCAAUGUAAACCAAUCUGAGGCCCCCAAACAGAGAGCUUUGAGUUUAAAACAGUGUGAGACUGUGACCCAGCUGGGCAUCUCAGAGCAGCAUUUGGCAGCGGAGAUGUGUGAGAAUGAGGUGGUCGUCGAGGCCCAACUGGGUAGCCGACAAUGCUAUCAGCCAAGGAAGAAGCCUGAAAGCAGGAGAUCUAGCGGAUUUGGAGUUGGGUUGUGGAGGCCUGCUCUGGAGAGCAUAUCAGAGAUUGGGUUUGAAUGAGAAUACCAGAACAAAGGACCAAUAACAUUACCUGUGCACAAUUAGAGGCCUCUAUAGAUUGAGAUGGCAUGAUGCAUCGAUUGUCCCACUCCUGUCUUCUUUGAUGAAGGCUGAAUCAGAUCAGAUGGGUUUUCUUGCUUCAAGUCUUUCUUCAUUGGGAAUUCAAUCCCUGAUCAGAUUGCAAAAGUUGCUCCAUUGGAUGCAGUGUAUAGAGUCCAAGGAAAACAGCAAUCUGGUGAGAUUUAUAGACUGGAAUCCUAAAUAUAAGGCCUCUGAGAUCACAUCAUGUUUUCAAAAGGAUGAGAAUGAUCAGAGCCUUCAUUUUUUUAUUUAUCUAUUCAGGAAAGAGGAUUCACUAUAUACGUGGAAAAGAUAGCUCUCUUGUAUAAUCCCUGUUCAUCACAAAUCCAAGAACAGCUUUCUAGGUUGUAAGUCAGUUUGCCUUUACGAUUGUCCUUAUCCUGAUCUGUGUGAAAAUCUCGAAAUUCAGGUGGGAACGGGGAUGGGUUUUUGCCUCUUAUUUAAGGGUUAUGCUUUAAAUUAUAUGUAAAGAUUUCUUAUGUAGAUAAGUCUGAAACUUAAACAUAAUUGUCAGGAAUCUGUCUCAGGAAGCAAUUGUAUCUAAAAUGGCACAGGCCUCUCAUUCCUUUUUUUUUUUUUUGUCUGAGAGCAAUAAACAAAGGUUGGUUCUA
Messenger RNA from Cryptomeria japonica (Japanese cedar), 2286 nucleotides. RefSeq lists its product as uncharacterized. Bases 938 to 1594 code for a protein of 218 amino acids. Lineage: Eukaryota; Viridiplantae; Streptophyta; Pinopsida; Cupressales; Cupressaceae. The transcript has a single exon. The record is from RefSeq and is a predicted model, not a curated record.